Molecule: messenger RNA, 1044 nt
Organism: Parastagonospora nodorum SN15
Lineage: Eukaryota; Fungi; Ascomycota; Dothideomycetes; Pleosporales; Phaeosphaeriaceae
Exons: 1
Coding region: 1-1044 (347 amino acids)
Source: RefSeq, a predicted model, not a curated record
AUGGCAAAUGACACUGUAACAUCGCCGAAUGGAGAGGAGAAACCGGGAGCCAUUGCGCCUGUCGAAACGAUAGAUCCCGAGACCGGACUCCCGGAGCUUGCCAAGUGCAAAGAUGGCUACAAGCGCUGUCCCAUAUGCAAGGUAGACAAGUUAAUGACAGAAGAAGAGAUCGAGAGGAAAAAGAAGGCAGGCAACCUCAAUGACGUCGACGUGCCAGACACAUUGUUGCAACUCACAAACGCAAACGCAAAGGCACCGAAUCCUCCUCUGAAGAGGCACAAGGAUUUCCAGCAUUGCUUACCUCCUACCGAACCAAAAUGGAACAACAAGUUCGCGCUCUUCACUGCUGGCAGUAUUGAGAUGGGUGCCGCUAUCCAGUGGCAAACGCUUUUGGUUAAGCACCUAGAGGAUCUUCCUAUCACAAUUUGCAACCCCCGCCGUGGUACAUGGGACCCUCAAAUCCAGCCGAAGAAAGGAGACCCCAACUUCUAUGAACAAGUCAACUGGGAGCUCAACAGUCUCGCAAAGGUGGAUGUGAUCGUUUUCUUUUUCGACUGCAAUACAUCAAGCCCCAUCACACUGCUCGAGCUCGGUCUCUGGGCCUCCUCCGGCAAAGUCAUUGUGUGCUGUGACCAGCGAUACUGGAAGCAGGGGAAUGUGGAAAUGGUAUGCGAGCGCUACAACAUUCCAUAUGUGUUCAGCUUCCAUCACCUCAUUCCUGCUCUGAAGAAGUUCAUGGCCCUCAAAGGAUUCGACAGUAGCAAGGGAAAAUGCGCCGAGUUUCCCAAGGAGGAGGCGCGUCCCAAGUCGACCAUCUGCGCAAAGAAAGAUAUGUGGUGGCUGGAAUUCCAAGAUACGAAGGAAGAGCAAGAGGCCAAGAAGACCAGGGGAGUAAAGGACGCGGAACAGGCGGCAAAGGACGACGCAAAGGCUCAGGAGGAGCGUUACAAAGCGAAUCCGGAUCAGAAGAAGGCUGAUGAUGAAAAGUUGGAAGAAAAGAGAAGAAAGAAUGUAGAGAAUGCUCUCAUGGAGGGUGGGGCAUAG